Molecule: messenger RNA, 1392 nt
Organism: Caenorhabditis angaria
Lineage: Eukaryota; Metazoa; Nematoda; Chromadorea; Rhabditida; Rhabditidae
Source: the annotation of a GenBank genome assembly
AUGGAUCUUGAAUGCACCAAAGAAUCUCCAGCUUAUUAUACAAUUUGUCUACAUAUUUUAGCUGCAAUUUCAUUUCCAAUUAAUUGUUUCGGGUGUUAUUUGGUUAUUUUCAGAACUCCGCAUAAUUCCAAAUAUAAAUAUAGACAACUUUAUUUACAGGUGAGAUUUCAUUAGGAAAACUUUUUAAUUAUUCUUAAAAUUGACAUUAUAAUUUAUUAUUUUUAUUAUUAUUGACUUCCUGAAUAAUUUUCAGAUAACUUCCUUCAUUGUAGAAAAUUAUAUGACAUGGAUUGCUGCGGGAUAUUAUUUUUUCCCAAUGACCGGAGGAUUCACAACUUCAUCUAUCUCGGAUAAAUUUAUGAGAACACAUAUGUGUGUUGUAUUUUACUUUUUUACUUUUUCGUAUGAGAUGCCUGCAUUAUUUUGCUGCUUUCAAUAUCGAGCUGAUGCGGCAGCUGAAUUGAAUACAGUAAGUAACAAAUGACAAUUGUCUAAUAUCAAAGCAAAUUUAGAAAUACCGUAUUCCUACAUAUAUAACUUUCCCAUUGUUUAUAUUAGCUCAUAGUUUCCCAGUUACUCUUGGAUGUCUGAUGUAUAUUUCGGAACCUUCGAGAGAUGAACAAUACAAAACAUUAGUCACUAAUUUUCCAAAAUGUCUUCAUAUGUUAGAUCAUCCUCGAUUUAUAGUUUAUGACUGGCGGUCUAACUUUUGGUUAAUUGUUGCCGGAACUACAGCUAUCAUUUGGAUGGUAUCUUUCACACUGUGAGUGUUCUUUCAACAAUUUUCGUAAUAAAUUAGACGGAAGUUGAAUGAUCUCACUUGACUCUAAUUUUUUGUCAGAAUAACUGAUUCUAUGUGUAGUUUUCGAAAAAUUUGCAAAAAAAAGUAUACAGGUGGAUUUGAUGAGAAUCAGUUGAAGACAUACUAAUCUAAACCAGAUAUAAGAACGUUUUUAACUUAAAUUCAUAUUUUCCAGAUACCACGGUUUCUUGGCCCUUUAUACCAUGUCAAUUCUACAAUCUAUGCGUAAACAUAUGUCGAACGCAACUUUCAAAAUUCAUAAAGCGGCACUUCUGACAAUAACACUACAAUGUAUUAUUCCAAUGGGUGCAAUUGUUGUUCCAGUAUUCUUUAUAUUUAUAGUUGUUCUCAAAGAACUCACCCAACUUCAAGAAAUUGCUACGGAUGGAAUGUUUCUAAUAGCUAUUCAUUCAUUGGUUUCUACAAUCGUUAUGAUAUUUUGUAAUUCAAAAUAUUCGGAGAUUGUGCGUGGAUUUAUUGGGCUGGCUCUACAUCAAGGAUCAAACGCUACUAUAGAGGUUAUAUCAACAACACAUGUUUCAAAUACAGUGCUUACAUCUAGAAAAAUCUCAACUCGUAAUCGAAUUUGA